AUGAUGUUCCAACUUCUGAUUUUUGUUGGAAUGGCAGUUCACUGUUUGUCAGAUAAAUGCGGUGAAAAUGAGGAAUGGAGAAAGUGUGGAUGUCUUAUGCAACGAGCCUGCAAUGAGCCUGAUUAUGGAACGUGCUUUUACGACUGCAGAGGGGCUUGUUAUUGCAAGGAGGGUUUCCUUCGCAAUUCUCAAAAUAAAUGCGUAGCCGAUUGUGGCUCAGAGGAAUGUCCUGGUCCCAACGAGGAACGAAAAGCCUGUGGCGUACCGACUAUUUGUCAAAAAGGUUGCAUCAGUGGCACACUAGAAGAGGAGCAGGCGACAUACUGUAAGAAAAAUCCUUGCGUUCCUUUUGAAUGUGAAUGUAAACCCGGUCACACCCGAGCUCUAUUACAAUGUGUCCCGGAAGCCGAAUGCAUGAACACUGUGGCUGCGGGGGUAGCCCAGGCGCUUGCAGAGAACGGGAACGCAGGAGGUGGUACCUGUCCUGCAAAGAGGCUAGAAAGAUUCGCCGUCCGUACAAGCUAA
Messenger RNA from Necator americanus (New World hookworm), 525 nucleotides. RefSeq lists its product as uncharacterized. The record is from RefSeq and is a predicted model, not a curated record. The transcript is spliced from 7 exons. NCBI's taxonomy places the organism in Eukaryota, Metazoa, Nematoda, Chromadorea, Rhabditida, Ancylostomatidae. The coding region runs from base 1 to 525 and encodes 174 amino acids.